Molecule: messenger RNA, 2269 nt
Organism: Malaya genurostris
Lineage: Eukaryota; Metazoa; Arthropoda; Insecta; Diptera; Culicidae
Gene: Jra
Product: transcription factor Jra
Exons: 3
Coding region: 762-1619 (285 amino acids)
Biological process (GO): regulation of cell population proliferation; regulation of cell cycle; regulation of transcription by RNA polymerase II
Cellular component (GO): transcription regulator complex
Molecular function (GO): transcription factor binding; DNA-binding transcription factor activity, RNA polymerase II-specific; RNA polymerase II cis-regulatory region sequence-specific DNA binding
Source: RefSeq, a predicted model, not a curated record
CUUCAUUCGUUUUUCAACCAUCAAACAGUGAGUAUCUACGUGUCGUAAUUCAUAUUCUUUUACCUUCGGUUCCUUUUUGAUAUGUCACUAAUGGUGCUGCUACUAUUUCAAUGAGGUAACUCGGGAACAAAUCGGAUAUUGUCGUAACGUAGUUGUUUUUCGGGGUCUGUACGAUAGGAAUACUUUCGAAGAAUAUAUACACACGGAUUGUGAAGACUACCGAAGAAAGGUGCAAAUUGUGAAAAUUUCUCGAAUGAACAUCAUUGUUUACCAGUAACAGUCUUGACAAAGAGGUGUAAUAGAUAUUCACUGGUGUUGGUACUAAUAAAGAAAAAGUCUAGUGCUAGUGUUUUCGUCAACAAUGUGUAAAAUAACCCAUUGAUUUUUUGUCGGCUGACAAUUCUAAAUAAAUAAUUAAUGAUUUCACGAGACAUCGAGCAAGGAGUUCUACACCAUAAAAAUUGAAAUGCACAUCUCAACGACGUUCGCGGCAUCUAUAAAACGAAUAAAACAAAUCAAGUGACCUUAGAGUGGAAAAACGAAGCCUGGAUUGAUAAAUAAAUACAUAUUAUUAACAGUUUGCCUUGAGAGCUGAUUACGGAACGUCUUUUUUACUGUUCAGUACACUUGCGUUGCCGAAGUCUAGUUGUGUGUGUGUGGUCUUAGUGGAACUUUAUUCGUGAAGGCGAAAACAAACAAGUGUCUGAUUCGAUUUUGGAAAUAAUUUGUCGCAUACAAAUCCAAUUGGGAAAAGUUUCAAUAUGAGAAACACCAUCAACAAUAAUACUAUGGAAUCAUUCUAUGAAGAUAGCAACAACCAAUACGUGCCGGCUACGAGCCAGGCACAGGCUUCUACCGGAAAUGGCUUAAAGCGACCGGCUACUUUGGAGCUGAAUCCGGGGAAGAGUCGCAAGGCACGAUUCAACGCUUCGGUGACGGCACCUCCAGUACUGACCUCGCCCGAUCUGCAAGUGCUAAAACUAGUCUCGCCGGAACUGGAAAAGAUAAUCAUCAACAACGCUGCUCUGCCCACGCCGACGCCAAGCAGUAUCCUAUACCCGACAAAGGCCACCACCGAACAGGAACAAUUUGCCAAAGGAUUCGACGAAGCUCUUAACAAAUUGCACCACAACAAUAACAAUAACAACAAUAAUAAUAAUAAUAAUAACAGCACCAACAACAACAGUAACAGCAACAACAGCGUCAGUUCGAUUGCAACAGUAUCGAGCGUUUCCACUGCAACGACGACUACCCACAACAACACCAUGAGUGGUGGUGACAUCACCUAUACAGACCUCGAUAAUUACCCUGGCGUUAUCAAGGAGGAGCCCCAAACCGUGCCACAAUCACCCCCCGUCAGUCCGAUCGAUAUGGAAAAUCAAGAACGCAUUAAACUGGAACGUAAACGGCUGCGAAAUCGCGUAGCCGCUUCCAAGUGCCGCAAAAGGAAGCUGGAACGAAUUUCGAAGCUCGAGGAUAAAGUGAAAGAUCUCAAAUCACAAAACACCGAACUUUGCAGUAUCGUGUUCAACCUAAAGCAGCACGUUUUCCAGUUAAAGCAACAGGUGAUAGAGCAUCAUAACUCGGGAUGUACGAUCACAUUGACAGGAAAGUUCUAGAUUAAUCGCGACCAUAACUCCAUGAUUUGAUUUGCCCUGAUCAGCAUCGAUCGCGUCGAGGAUUUAUUUAUUUACAUGCAGUUUGGAAUGAAUACAGCUUUUUUCCUCACUUACCGUUUAGGUUGUAAGUAAUAGUGCUAGCAUACCGCUUAAACUACGACGAACAGAAAUGCCUUACGAGUUGAAACGAGCGUUAGUGUUAACCAUUAGACUGUAAGCGAUUUCUUAGAAGUGUGCGCAACUGUGAAAAAACGCUUGAUUAUUUUCAGUUGUAAGGCGAGAAACAAAUGCGUAAAACAACACACAAACAAGAUUAUUCUAGUCUUCGAUAAAAUGUCGCAAACAAUGAAAUUGUAAGCGUUUAUAAUAUUUACUUUUCAACAUUGUAAAAGAUAAACUCCAACGUGUCAUAUUGUUCCAAUCCGCUAGUGUACCAAGUAUUGAGGAUAUACGUUUUGAAUUGUUUGGAGAGAUAAAUUAAACAAAUAAAUUAUUUAAACAGUUACUGUGGUAGUCAUUGGAGAAAGUGAGCAAUUUUAAUUUUUAAAUGUUUAUAUUCCUUGUUUUAGUUUAGUAAUUACAUUUUUAUUACAUUGUUUUAGUUUCAUUCUACCAAUUAAUAUCUGCAUCUUAAAUUUUGGUAAACCUAA